This is a messenger RNA of Salvelinus namaycush (lake trout), 2561 nucleotides long. RefSeq names its product essential meiotic structure-specific endonuclease 1 (gene eme1). Gene Ontology annotation, cellular component: nucleus; Holliday junction resolvase complex. NCBI's taxonomy places the organism in Eukaryota, Metazoa, Chordata, Actinopteri, Salmoniformes, Salmonidae. The transcript is spliced from 7 exons. Gene Ontology annotation, molecular function: DNA binding; nuclease activity. Gene Ontology annotation, biological process: double-strand break repair; mitotic intra-S DNA damage checkpoint signaling; replication fork processing. The record is from RefSeq and is a predicted model, not a curated record. Bases 145 to 1569 code for a protein of 474 amino acids.
CAAAAUUGUUAUUAAAAUCCAGUUACAAAAAGGCUAGCAAGACGAAAUAGCUCGAAAGUUAACGAAAUAAUUUUUGUCCUGAAAAUAAAAUAUUGAACCCCUUCUACAAGAACUCCGUCUUGACUAUCUGAGACUGGACCCACCAUGGGCAGCUACAGUGACUCCACCAGUGACCUGGACGAGGAUCUCCCUGUGUAUGACUUCCUCCAGCCCGGCCGUAGCUUGAGCCAAGCCUCCCAGAGCCACACAGACCAACCAGACCUGGUGGUCCUGGACAGCUCUCAUACAGACCUCCCCAUAGGGUUGGCUGAUGUUAUGAUGAUCAGUAGUGAUGAGGAAGAGGACGUUCCCUAUAUCCCCCUGGCGCUGAGACUCAAACAGAGACAGGAGGGUUUGGAGCCUACAUCCUCCACUCUCAGUAAUGGACAGGACAACCAUCACUCCUCACCUGACCCUCCUGGUGGUUUAGGUCUGUUGGCACCGAAUGGUCACUCAGAGUCCGAACCUAUUUUCACCUCAUACGAGAUCCUAAACAGUCAUCGUAGGAAGGAGAAAUGUGGAGGACCAGACUGGGAUGACCCAGAGGAGGCAGCUCUCCCUCAGCUGUGGCCCCCACCAAAGCCAUCCUCCUGGGCUAGGAGCACCACCUCCCCUGCCAAGAGGAAGCCCUCCAAGAGGACUGGUGAGGAGAUCCAGGGGUCCAGGGAGGAGCUGAGGAGGGAGGCCAGGGAGAGGCAACAGGGGGACAAGGAGGCGCGGAUGCUGCAGCAGGAGAAGCAGAAGGCGGAGAAGGCGGCCCUGGCAGAGGCUGUGAAAGCACUGCGACCAGAGGAGUGCAUCAAACACAUGGUGGUGUCUGUGGAUCCAGCUCUGUUGCAGUUGGAAGGUGGGGGCCCUUUGCUGACGUCACUCCAGGCCAUGGGCUGCAGCUGUGCCAUAGAGAAACAGCCCCUCCCUCGCAGCGUCAACUGGGUCAGGAGAACACCUAGCACUCAGACAGGUGAGGUGUUGUGUAUCCCGGAGGCCCACACAGUGAUGCAAGUACCUGUUGAUGACUUCAUCAACCUGAUCCACAGCUACACUCAGGCCGUGGUACACCUGCAGCUACACACGGGGGUUCAGGUGCAUUUCCUGUCCACCUGGAAGGAGUUCUCUGACCACAUCGCCAUGGCAACCAAAGCAGUAGCUGAGGCCCCAUUCAAACGAGAGAGGGAGAAGACAGGCUUCUCGUUCUACCUAGAGAGUGAGUGGGCUGGAGGCCAGAAAGUGGACAGGGCUGGGAAAGGACUGCUGCAGGUCUGGAAGAGACAGAUCCAGCAGCUGAACAGAGUCAGCCAAGAUAUGGCCUCUGCCAUCCUCGCUGCCUACCCCUCUCCACAGCUACUCAACCAGGCGUACAGUCGGUGCAAGUCAGAGCGUGAGAAACUGUCACUGCUAUCGGACCUCCUGAUUCGCAGAGGGGAGGGCGUGACUUCCACAACUCGCCGGGUUGGUCCUGAGCUCUCCAAACGUCUCUGCCUGGUGAUGACAUCAUCAGACCCCCAGCAGACCCUGGACUCCACGCUUUGACCCUUUUAUGAUGUCAUGCAUCUGACCAGUGACCUCAGUAGUGGAAGAGUGGAGUUAGACUGAUGUUUUAAAUCUGUGUUCUUCAUCACUGGUCUUCAGCCCUGCCUCUGGGGACCUAUAUGAUGUGUAGGCUUUUGCUCCAGCUCAGCACUAACACACUUCAUUCAACUAAUCAAGGACUUUGUGAUUGGCUGAUCCAUUGAGUCAGACAUGUUAGUUCGGGGCUGGAACACAUAUGUGGGUCCUCAGGAACAGGUUUGAAAUACACUCCGUGAACUAUGGGAGCACAGUGACAUUUGGAUUUCAAUGUUGAUUUGGAUAGUGUCUUGUUUUAUGACAUCCACCUUGGUUUGUAAUAUACAUACAUUUUAUUUUAUUAAAGCGUCUAAUACAAUCAUGGGAUUUUGACCAAAAUAGAUAGUCAAUAGACACCACCUACAUUACAUAGCAUACAGGUGGGUUAGAGAAACCUGUAUGUUAAGUAAGACUAGUGAGUUGUCUCUAAUGCUCUUUUUUUGCUGUUUCUAAACUUUUCCCUAUCUUUGGAUUAGGUACAUUCACAAGUUUAGACAAGAGCACCACAAUAACUCUAAAUCCAACCAGAGUUUCUAAAAAAGGGUUUUUGUGGUUUAUUUCCAAAUGACAACAAUGAACAGGGGAAAUAUCAGGGGAAAAGAAAAUGUUCCUUGUCUUGUACUUGCAUAAAUAUUAAUUAACAGUACAUAGUUUAUUAGUGACUCCAGUGUGGAAAGUUAUGUGAGUAUUUAUCUGGUUGAAUAGAGUUGAAAAUAUCUCAUCUUGCAGUUGCCACAAUUCACAGAAGAUUGUGACUGAAUACUCAGGUCAGGUGUUCCUCCAGGACACAGGAGGCUACUCUAGUUUCAAGUAUGUACAGGAUACACAUGGUGUAUAUACUCUCCAAUUAAAUUCUUACUUGCAGGUUCCUUCUUGACAAUGCAAAAACUAAGAAUAAUAAAAGAUAAGGAUACAAA